AUGAUAAAUAGAGAUCAAGAUAGAUUCAGAUUAAAACCGCUAGGUAGCAAAGUUCAAACCAUAGAUAUAGAAGACUUUAAAAAUUAAUAACCCUCUUUUAAAACUAAACGUCCUACAGACCAAGAAUCUAAUACAUUAGGCAGAUAGGAUUAAAAUUUGCUUAGAUAAAAAUCCAGGAACACCUCAAAUUCAGAUGAGGAAGAUGAACAGAAAAAGAGAAAAUCUCAAUAAACUCAAGGCUCAUCAACCACAUAGCCAACAAGGGAGACGUUAGAUAAAGAAGACAAUAUGUAGAACUAGCAAAGGAAUAGUGCAAAUGCCAAUUCAACUGAGCAGCAAUAAAAAAAUAACCAAACAACACUCUCAAAUGGCAAUAACUCCUCUAAUAAUAAUAGUAAUAAUAAUCAAAAUUAAGCAUCCAACAAUAUGUCCAAUGAAAAAUUGACUAAGGAUUCAUUCGAAACCAUUUGUAAACUAGGAGAUGGCUCUUAUGGUAAGGUCUAUCUUGUACGCAAGAAAAACACCUUAAAGUAAUAUGCUAUGAAAUGCUUAGAUAAGGUUCAUAUAAUGAAACAUGAUAAGGUAAACAGUGUUCACAGAGAGAGGGAUAUACUUAUGAAUGCCAAGCAUCCUAAUAUAGUGCAUCUCGAGUGUACUUUUUAAGAUGAAGACAAUCUCUAUUUCCUUAUGGAAUAUGUUGAGAAUAAAAGUCUAAGUGAACUUCUGAAAGCUAUAAUGAGAUUUUAUGCUGCUGAGCUAGUAUCUGCUUUGGAGUUUUUACAUUCAAAGGGUAUAGCUCAUAGAGAUCUGAAGCCUGAAAACAUCAUGAUUGAUGGCAAGUAUCAUUUAAAAAUUACUGACUUUGGCGAUUCAAAAAGAUUCGACCCAGAAGAACUUGCAAAGGUUUAGGAAUAGCAGUUGAAGAAAUAAGUUAGUGUUGACUUUGAAAAUGAUGAGCCAAAGAACGUAAGAGGAACCUUUGUAGGCACUCCUUUGUAUGUGGCUCCAGAAAUGCUAGACUCUAAUACUAGUGGUCCAUUUACAGAUCUGUGGGCUUUAGGUUGCAUAGUGUAUUAAUUACUAACAGGUGAUGUGCCAUUUAAGGCAAAUUACGAUUUCUAAGUAUUCCAAAUGAUCUCAGAGAGGAAGUUAGUAUUUCCUAAGUAUCUUUCUCUAGAUGCCGUAGACUUAAUAGACAAGUUGAUGCAGCUAGAUCCUUAUCAAAGACUUGGAGCAGGCUAUGAGGGCUCUUUAAAUGAUUAUCAUGCCUUGAAGCUUCAUCCAUUCUUUAGAGGAGUAAAUUUUGUUAAGCUUUCAAAUGUCAGUCCUCCUGUACCAGCUGAGAGAUUUUAAUCAGCAUUCCUCAACGCUUAAAAGUAGCAAAUAAAAAAAAGUGAUCAACUUCCUUAAGGUAAUGAAGAUAAUGGAAUUGAUGGUCUGGUUAGUGACUUAUAAGGAAAAGACAAUCUGAAUUAGGGAUAUCCAAAGAAAUUUAGAGACUUUGAAAUGCUAGAUCCUAGAGAUGUUGAUGCUAUAUUGAAGUAGGAAUCUGAAAGCAUGCUUAUAAAGAAAGGUAUAGUUUUUAAGAAAAAGGGGGUAAUUAGCAAUUUGAAAAGAACUCUCAUCUUAACUAAUCAACCCAGGCUGUAUUAUAAAUCAGAGACUGGAGAAUACAAAGCAGAUAUAUUAAUCAGCAAUUAACUUCGAGCAAAUUAUAGAGCACCUGAUAGGUUUGAGAUAAUUUGUAAAAAGAGUGGCAAGUAUAUCAUUUUUAGAAUAGUAGGUGAAGAUGCUAGUGUCUGGGUUAAUAAAAUCAACAGAGUAAUAGAUACUCAUACUAAGUGA
Stylonychia lemnae is the source of this 1845-nucleotide messenger RNA. NCBI's taxonomy places the organism in Eukaryota, Ciliophora, Spirotrichea, Sporadotrichida, Oxytrichidae. The record is from the annotation of a GenBank genome assembly.